UUCAUAAAAAAUGAGUAAACGAGGAUCAGUUUUAAGUCAAAUUCAGAGUUUUGACGCGUAUGCCAAAACUCUCGAUGAUUUUCGCGUUAAAACAUAUUAUGGAGCGAUAUUGACGAUUAUAAGUGCAAUUUUGAUUUGCAUAUUACUUUGGUCAGAGUAUUGUGAUUACCGAACACCAGAAAUGAAACCACAAUUAGUUGUAGAUAAAAGCAGAAAACAAAGGCUCGAAAUUAAUAUUAAUAUUACUUUUCCACACGUGCCAUGUUAUUUAUUAAGUGUAGAUGUAAUGGAUAUCGCAGGAGAAACACAUAAUGAUUUAGUUCAUGAUAUUUAUAAAACUAGAUUAGAUCCUGAUGGUAAUGAAAUUCAUAUUGAAAAAACACACGAAUUAGGAGAUCAAGCAAAAGGUAUAAAUAAAGUAUUAAAUGAUACAAAAGUAGUAUAUAAUGAAACUUAUUGUGGUAGCUGUUAUGGAGGAGAAUUACCAGAGAGCGGAUGUUGCAAUACAUGUGAAGAAGUGAGAGAAGCUUAUAUUAAAAAAGGAUGGUCAUUUGGUGAUACUGAUUCAAUUGAACAGUGUGUAAAAGAAGGGUGGAAAGAAAAAGUAUCGCAACAAUCAAAAGAAGGUUGUAACGUAGCAGGUAGUGUAAGAGUAAAUAAAGUAGCUGGUAACUUUCAUUUAGCUCCUGGUAAAAGUUUUCAGCAAAAUAAUAUUCAUCUACAUGAUUUACAACCUUUUUUAAAUGAUGGUGUAAAUCAUGAUUUUACUCAUGAGAUACAUCAUCUAAGUUUUGGUCCUAAAGUACAAGGGGUUGUAAAUCCUUUAGAUGGUAUUGGUAGAAGCGUUUCUCAAGGACAUUAUAUGUUUCAAUAUUUUGUUAAAGUAGUAUCAACGCAAUUUCAUUAUUUGAAUAAAACCACAAUUGAUACGAAUCAAUAUUCUGUUACUCAAUAUGAAAGGGAUUUAACUGGUAGAGAUACAAGUGGUCACGUUCAUACUCAUCAAGGUGGUCUCCCAGGCGUAUUUUUUAAUUAUGACAUAUCUCCAAUGUUAAUUAUAAAUCGCGAAGAGAGAAAAUCUUUUACACAUUUUUUAACGGGUGUAUGUGCAAUUGUGGGUGGUAUAUUUACCGUUGCUGGUAUAUUAGAUGGUUUUAUUUAUAAUGCUCAAAAAACUUUGCAAAGAAAAAUUGAAUUAGGAAAACAUUUGUAAAAAAAUUAUUAUUAAUUAUCACUAAUAAUUAGAUAGAAAUAUUAUAUAAUGUUAUUUAGUGCCGUCGUAUAAGGUUGAAUGGGUAUGUUUUUUUUUUAAAAAAAAUAUUAAUUAGAAUAAAAAUU
This is a messenger RNA of Rhizophagus irregularis DAOM 181602=DAOM 197198, 1338 nucleotides long. RefSeq lists its product as uncharacterized. Lineage: Eukaryota; Fungi; Glomeromycota; Glomeromycetes; Glomerales; Glomeraceae. Gene Ontology annotation, biological process: retrograde vesicle-mediated transport, Golgi to endoplasmic reticulum; endoplasmic reticulum to Golgi vesicle-mediated transport. The record is from RefSeq and is a predicted model, not a curated record. Gene Ontology annotation, cellular component: endoplasmic reticulum; Golgi membrane; endoplasmic reticulum membrane.